AUGCCCACAUUCCGCCAGCACGACUGCGGAGUUUCUGGAGCGGAAUGGCUGGGAGAAGGGGGCAUAUUCGAAGGCUCAUCCACCUUGCGCAUAGGCAGUGGGAAGCACGACGGCCACAGCUCGGGCAUCCUCAUCCCGGUGAGCGGGGGUGACAUUAUCAUCAUCCCGGCCGGGGUCACGCACAGCUGUGCCGACAGCGGAGAGGAUUAUCGCUACGUGGGCGUUUAUCCCAAGGUUGAACGCACCCCACUGGCGCAACGACUUGGCAAUGACCCCAUCGAUCUAGUUGCGGCGCAGAGAGAGACAUUCGCGGUGGAGAUGCCGAAAGUAGAUCCCGUGUACGGCACGGAGGGCCCGCUGAUGUCGUUGUGGAUGGCUGAGCAGGCCGGUGCUUCCAAGAGCCUGUCCACGGGACAGCCGCCAAGCGGUUGA
This is a messenger RNA of Histoplasma capsulatum G186AR, 432 nucleotides long. RefSeq lists its product as uncharacterized. The record is from RefSeq and is a predicted model, not a curated record. Lineage: Eukaryota; Fungi; Ascomycota; Eurotiomycetes; Onygenales; Ajellomycetaceae. The transcript is spliced from 3 exons. Bases 1 to 432 code for a protein of 143 amino acids.